This is a messenger RNA of Penicillium macrosclerotiorum, 1326 nucleotides long. RefSeq lists its product as uncharacterized. The transcript has 2 exons. Gene Ontology annotation, molecular function: IgE binding. Gene Ontology annotation, cellular component: extracellular region. The coding region runs from base 1 to 1326 and encodes 441 amino acids. The record is from RefSeq and is a predicted model, not a curated record. NCBI's taxonomy places the organism in Eukaryota, Fungi, Ascomycota, Eurotiomycetes, Eurotiales, Aspergillaceae.
AUGCAGUGGAAGAUACCAAUAGCUUUCAUUGCGGGCAUUGGCAUUGAUCACGUUCUUGCCUAUCACCAUCAUCAUAAUCGCCUUCAUGGUCAUCACGCUCAUGGUUUUCAGUACGGAAAAUACAUCGAACAGCGAGACUUGAACUGGAUCGAUGCACAACGUGUACCGGAGGAUAUGAUCGUGGAAAUUGUGACGAUGACAAUGACGGUUUUUGAGGAAUGUGAGAUGGCCACCACUGAGAUUUUUGAGGAUACUUUUGCGGCUCCAACAAACGCACCUGAUAUACCAUCAUCUACUCAGCCUGAGCCUUCAAAAGUCGAGACAGUGACUUUGUCAUUCAAAUCUGAACCAACGAACUUGAUGACGAUAAAUAUGAAACCAACUUCUACUAAGGAAAAGACGCAUACGCCCGUCGUAGCCGAGCAAAUUACCACUAUCAACAUGACCACGACCAUCACAACGAUUUCGACUGACUCGGUGACUUCUAUCGAACAUGAGCAUGCUCCACCAGCUCCAUCAGCACCUCAGUUGCUUCCUUCUCUGCCGCCCCUCUCACAAUUGCUGCAAGAUGGCCCCAAAGACGUGGUGUCUCAGCUUCCAGUUCCAGUUUCGGUCCCUGACCUAGACCAAGUACUGAGCCCCGGUGGACCUGCAGUGCCAUCCAACCUAGAAUGGACCUCACUGCCCGCCAACGGGGACUUUUCUACCAAAGGCUUUGGAGGUCGAAGUUCCCCCAAGGGCACCAAAAUCAAAUAUGUAGGGAACGUGGGUAUUCCCUGGGGAAGCAACAUCAUCGGCGUCAGCCCCACGGAGGCGCAUCAAUAUAAAUAUGUUGCGAAAUUCACAGGUUCCAAUACCGAGCCCUGGACCGUCAUUGUGUGGAAUAAAAUUGGGCCCGAUGACAAGAUGGACGGGUGGUAUGGCCACUCUGCGUUGACAUUUAUCCUCGCUCCCGGCGAGACCCGCUAUAUCGCGUUUGAUGAGGACUCCGAGGGCGCGUGGGGUGCUGCGCCGGGUACUAAUGGGCUACCGAAGGAUAAUUGGGGCGGCUAUACAUCCACCUGGGGGGAAUAUAGUUUUGGCGACAUUGAAAACAAUGGGUGGUCAGGCUGGGAUGUGUCUGCGAUCCAGGCCCAGAUCGCGCAUCAAGAUGUACAAGGUAUGCGUAUUUGCAUGGCUGAUGGACAAGGCUGCUCUAUUAUCACGCCGAACGCCACAAAGGUGGUCAAUGCGUACACAGAGUCGAAGCGACACCAUGAUGGUAUCGGCGGGGCUGCAGCUCCUGGGCCUGUCCGAUUAGUUGUGGACUUGGACUAUAAGGAAUAG